CAGCAGAUCUUCAGAUGCAUUGUAAUAUUGCUGGAGAACAUAAACUCUCGAGCACAAUGCUUCGACAUCUAUAAUGGCGUGUUGACUUUCCGAUGUGACUUCGGUGAGGAUCAACUAUUGUGGGGAUCCCGAAAACAGAGAUGUAGUCUGUACUCUGGUCUGUGGGCAGACUCUGAGGUCUCACUAUGCUGCUCUAUCUGCUGUUGGUCUUUCAAACGAAGGUCAAUGCCCAGAUAGACCCAGCUCAGUGUCGUUAUCCUCUCGGUAUGGAGGACGGGAGGAUCAAAAACGAUGACAUCACUGCCUCUAGCCAAUGGUAUGAAACCACUGGCCCUCAGUAUGCAAGGUUGAAUAGAGAGGAGGGUGAUGGUGCCUGGUGUCCUGCUGGUCAGCUGCAACCCUCUGAUGUUCAGUAUCUUCAGCUGGACCUUCGUCAGCUUGUUUUCCUCACCAUUGUUGGUACACAGGGUCGAUACGCACGCAACUCUGGUAACGAGUAUGCACGCAAGUACCGUAUAGAGUACAGUCGUGAUGGACACCGAUGGAUCUCCUGGAAAAACCGCUUUGGCUAUGAGAUUAUAAUGGGCAAUGUAAACACAUAUGACUCUGUGGUGAGAGACCUCAAUCCUCCAAUCAUCACUCGUUUCCUGAGGCUGAUUCCCGUCACUGAUGCUGUACACACUGUGUGUAUGAGAGUGGAGCUGUUUGGAUGUCCCUGGUUUGAUGGCCUGAUGGCAUACAGCUCUUCUGAGGGUCAGACUAUGAUGGCUCCAGGCUAUCCCAUUACACCACUCAACGACUCCACAUACGAUGGCGCUCUAGAACGCAGGAAGCUGUCUGGGGGGCUGGGCCAGCUGACGGAUGGUGUGAUUGGUCAGGAUGAUUUUGUGCAGAGGACUCGGUACAGCUUGUGGCCCGGAUACGACUAUGUGGGUUGGAGGAAUGAUAGCUUGGGCCCUGGAUAUGUGGAGAUGGAGUUUCAGUUUGACAGACAACGAAACUUCACUUCUAUGAAGGUUCACAGCAAUAACAUGUUCUCUCGGGGUGUGAAGAUCUUCGCAUCCGUGUCAUGUGUGUUUAAAACACACCUCAUCUCAGAGUGGGAACCCAAGCCGGUGGAGUUCCACACCGUCUUAGACGACCGGAAUCCAAGUGCUCGCUAUGUGACCGUUCCGUUGAACCACAGAACAGCUGCGGCUCUGCGCUGCCGCUUUUACUUUGCCGAUACUUGGAUGAUGUUCAGUGAAAUCUCAUUCCAGUCUGCAACUAAUGUACUUCCUACCCAGAGGCCCCCAGUGUUGACUCCUCCUUCAUAUGAGGCAGACAUCAAUUUACAGUAUACUACACAAAAAACAGAGGACAGGACAACACCAUCAAAGACGGGUUCUCCUGAAGAGGGCAGUACAUCAAUUCUGAUUGGCUGUCUGGUGACUAUUAUUCUCCUGCUGGUGGUAAUCAUCUUCCUGAUUCUCUGGUGCCAAUAUGUGUGCAAAGUCCUGGAGAAGGCUCCAAGGCGCAUUUUAGAGGAGGAGGUGACUGUCCGUCUUUCCUCCUGCAGUGACACUAUAAUCCUGCAGACUCCCCCAGUGCCCCCCCGCAUCUCCCUCGACCCCCCGUAUGAGAGGAUCUUCCUGCUGGACCCCCAGUAUCAGGAUCCCGCGGCAUUCAGGAACAAACUGCCAGAGCUGUCUCAAAGCGCAGAGGACUCUGCCUGUAGCGGCGGUUAUGCUGAGCCAGAUGUGACUCUAUGCACCCCACACCAGUGUUUUCAAAGCAGUGUGCCUCACUAUGCUGAGACUGACAUCAUCAGCCUGCAGGGAGUCACUGGCAGCAACAUGUACGCCGUUCCUGCCCUCACUGUCGAUUCCCUCACGAGGAAGGACAUCUCUGUGGCGGAGUUCCCUCGAAAGAGACUGCUGUUUAGAGAGAAACUGGGAGAAGGCCAGUUUGGGGAGGUACACCUGUGUGAGGCAGAAGGUUUGGCAGAGUUUCUGGGAGAAGGUGCCCCAUUACCUGAGCAAGAUGGUAGGCCGGUGCUGGUAGCGGUUAAACAGCUCAGAGCGGAUGCCACCAGCAAUGCCAGGAAUGACUUCCUGAAGGAGAUUAAGAUCAUGUCUCGUCUGAAUAACCCGAACAUCAUUCAGCUGCUGUGUGUGUGCGUGAGCUCGGACCCUCUCUGCAUGGUGACGGAGUACAUGGAGAACGGAGACCUCAACAUGUUCCUGUCCCAGAGAGAGAUAGAGAGCACCCUCACAUAUGCCAACAACAUUCCAUCUGUCAGCAUUGCUGACCUGUUGCACAUGUCGGUGCAGAUUUCUUCUGGGAUGAAGUAUUUGGCCUCUCUGAACUUUGUGCAUCGUGAUUUGGCCACUCGGAACUGUCUUCUGGACCGACAUCUCACCAUAAAGAUCUCUGAUUUCGGCAUGAGCAGAAACCUGUACAGUAGUGAUUACUAUCGUAUACAAGGCCGCGCUGUACUGCCUAUACGCUGGAUGGCCUGGGAGAGUAUCCUACUGGGGAAGUUCACAACAGCGAGUGAUGUGUGGGCAUUUGGAGUAACUCUCUGGGAGAUCUUCACUUUAUGUAAAGAGCAGCCCUACAGCCUGCUGUCUGAUGAGCAGGUCAUUGAGAACACGGGAGAGUUUUUCAGAAACCAGGGAAGACAGAUUUUUCUCUCCGCCCCGCCGCUCUGUCCAUCCUCUCUGUUUGAGCUGAUGAUGCGUUGCUGGAGUCGAGACAUCACCGAUCGGCCCUUUUUUCACAGUUUGUAUCAGGCCCUGCGAACUUUUGCACCCCACUCAUGACUGACACCUGCUCUACUUAACCUGGAGGAGAACUGUGACCAUGACGAAACGUCUGGAAGUAUUCUGACUGUGUCCAGUCAGUGAAGGUAGACAUGGAAAAUUAAAGCCACAAUGUAGCGUCAUCAGAGCAUUAGAAAUCCAGUGGAGAAGAAAUCUACAGAUAAUGAGAUUUUUCCAAAGGCAUUCAUUCAUUUAUUCAUCUCCAUUGGGACUCAGAGUUUCUUUCCAAACCAUAGACACUUGAGAUUUUUAGUUUUUAUUUCCUUUGAGUACAGUUUUCUUUCUUGUCUUUAUCAUAAAUAUGUUUUCGUCAUUUUGUUGUUAUAUCCUAUGUUGAGAAGAUCAGUGACUCCUGAGCCUACUGUAUAUUCUAGGCGUAAAGAACCAACUGGAGGAAUGUUGUAUUUGUCAGAACUGUGGUUGUGUAUUGUUUAGCACUGCUGUCUUUGUUUAUUCUAUUUUAUGUUUUUAUUCAAUGCAAAAAGUCAUUUUCUUAAUUAUUAUUUGUCUUGUUUUCCAGUAAGUAUAUCCAAGCAUCCUUAAAACAACAUAAAUUUACUUAAGAAGCAAAAUGGCAUAAGAUAUUCUUGACUUGUGUUCAGAGAAAUCACACAAAAAUUGGUAAGGCUCAUGCUUAAAACAAGAAAAAACUAUUUGCCAAUGGGAUACAAAAAAAAAAAAUCAACUUGUUUUCCCUUUGAAUUCACUAUUUAUUUCUCUUAAAUUGUGAUAUCAUUUAAAAUUUACAGUGGCAAGAAAAAGUGUGUGAACCCUUUGGAAUUAGAUGGUUUUCUACAUGAAUUGGUCAUAAAAUGUGUUUUCAUCUUUAUCAAAGUCACAAAUACAGACAAUGUGCUUAAGCUAACAACACAUCAGUCCACAAAACAUUUUCCCAGUUACAUUGUGGAGUGUCAAGGUGGUCUUUGGCAAACUUCAGGCAUGCAGUAUUGUUUUUGUUGGAAAGCAGUGGCUUCCUUCGUGGUGUCCUGCCAUGGACACUAUGCCUGUUUUAUGUUUUCUUUAUAGUAGACUCAUGAACCGAAACGUUAACCAGUUCCAAUGUUUCCUUCAAGUCUUUAGCUGUCACUCUAGAGUUCUUUUUUACCUCAUUGAGCAUUCUGCGGUGUGCCCUUUGAAUCAUCUUUGCUGGACGGCCACUUCUAGGGAGAGAAGCCACAGAUCUAAAUUGUCUCCAUUUAUAGACAAUUUGUCUAACUGUGGACAUAUGAAGAUCUAAGCUCUUCGAGAUAACUUUGUAACACUUUCCAGCUUUAUCCAAAGCAACAGUUCUUGACCGUAGGUCUUCUGAAAUCUCUUUUUUUGCAAGGCAAGGUCAACGUCAGCAGAUGCUUCUUGUGAAUAGCAAACUCAAAAUGUUUAAGUGCUUUUUAUAAGUCAAAGUAAUUCUAACCCACACCUCCAAUCUCGUUUCAUAAAUUAUGAUGUAUUCAGUACAAGAUUUUAAGGAUUUAAGACAAAUGUAUAAAUAAAUGCAGGUACUUCCAAAGGGUUCACAUACUUUUUCUUGCCACUGUAUCUUGUUUUAAGGACAUUUAGAUAUUUUUACUAGAAAAAAAAGACAGAAUUGCUGAUGAAGAGAGGGACUUUUUGCCGUGUUUGUCCUAUUUUUGUUCCUUAUUUACCCCCACACUGGAGUUAUUAUGUCUUGUUUAUUCUGAAUCUGUGGAUGGUAUGAUAUUAAGUGUUUUGCUUUCUGAAUAUGAAUGUUAUUUUACAGGUUCUUUGGAUAUAGCCGGGUUGGAGAUUGCUCUGCCUGGAUCUAGCAGAACUACUGUUAUAGUUAGAUUAAAAACCCUUUCAGAGGUGAGAGGGGAGGGUUAUAGAGCCAACAAUGGACUGACGUGCAAUCAGAUGCACUGUUUCUUUCCCCCAACUUAUAACAGGUCACUUUAAAGUCAACAUGAAAUCAAAAUUGACCAUGUUUUCUUGGCCUUAUUUUGCACAAUUUAUCAUUCUGAAGAAAAAGUUUGUCUGAAUUUGUAUGGAAAUGUAAUAACUUGCUCUGUCUAUAAAAAUAACUUUUCUUUUUGGCUGAUGUCACUUAGGUUAUGUGGACUAGUGAUUAAUAUUAACCAAUCGCCAUAUAGAUAUUUAGGCAUUGUUUUAAGCUUCUGUUGUAGGUAAUACAUCUUUUUUUUUUUUUUUUUUAUCUUGCCUGUAGUUAAUACAGUAAUUUAAUGCCAGUUAAUGUGAUAAAUAUUAUCACAAUAUUAUCAAAUGAAAAAAAAGCAUAACCAUUGGUCGAUUUUUUUAUUUAUUUUAUUAUUAUUAUUAUUAUUCUUGGUCAAUAUUCUGUUUCAAAAUAUGUCACAUUUUGGAAGUAAAAUGGGUUGCGAAUGCAUUUCAUGUUGACUUUAUUAUUCGGCAAAAAUGGCAAUAUUUCACCCCAACAGCCAGACAAACCGAAUUCCAACUAAACUGCAAAGCAAAACUCUACAACUCCUCAAUGAUGGCAUACAGUUCUACGAUUGCAUUGUUGUUGAAUCUAGAUGAAUUAAGUCUGUCUGAGGAUGAAAUACUGGCCCAAUUUGAUAUUGUUCAAAGAGAUCCAUUUGAUCUUGAUCUCUGUAGAAGGCACAUUAUUACAGGGGAACAUGUAUGCAAGGUUCAAAUUAUUCAAAGCACAUUUUUACCCAUUUUAAUGUUUUAUAAAUCUGCAUAAUGUCUUAUAAUAUUUUUAGCGAUCAUUUUCGAAAGUUUACGAGACUUGCACCAAGAAAACACUCUUAAAUCUUAAAAUUAAAUCUUCAAAUGAUUUGGUGGACUACGAUCCAACCAAGACCUGGUAUUUCCUUCUUUUUCCAUCAGCUUCUACUAGUUUUGACAGCAUUCCUUUUCCAUAGUUUGUGUUUACUGUAUUUCAGAAAUUGUCUUAAAAUGUACAGAAGUUUUGUUGUUCGGCUGCUGAAAGGUUUCGGCUAUGCAGGAUGUUGGAAAAUCCUCCAAUAGCACUGGGAUUCGGACUGAAUGUUGGUGGAUGGAAAACCAUUAAACUUAACCUCCCAGAA
Molecule: messenger RNA, 5833 nt
Organism: Myxocyprinus asiaticus (Chinese sucker)
Lineage: Eukaryota; Metazoa; Chordata; Actinopteri; Cypriniformes; Catostomidae
Gene: ddr2l
Product: discoidin domain receptor family, member 2, like
Exons: 17
Coding region: 186-2804 (872 amino acids)
Biological process (GO): protein phosphorylation; multicellular organism development; cell surface receptor protein tyrosine kinase signaling pathway
Cellular component (GO): membrane; signaling receptor complex
Molecular function (GO): collagen binding; protein tyrosine kinase collagen receptor activity; ATP binding
Source: RefSeq, a predicted model, not a curated record